UACUUCAAGAAUUAAACAAGUACACCCAAGUGAUUUGCCUGAUUACUAUAACAGCAGACAUUUAAGGCCAUAGCUUUCCUGUACAAAGGCCAGGUAAGAGCGCGCGUCCGUGUCACCCUCCGGACCUCCUGACGUGGCAACGCUCCUCAGCAGCCAUGUUGGCGGCUACGUCAGCGGGCCGCUUCCCAGAGCUCAGAGCCGCCGCUGCCACGGACACGCCGCUAUCUGCCCUCGGAAAGACUUUGCCUGUUGCAGUGCAAGAUGGCAACUUUCCAGGAGUUCAUCCAGCAGAACGAGGACCGGGAUGGUGUGCGCUUCAGCUGGAACGUGUGGCCCUCCAGCCGCCUGGAGGCCACCCGCAUGGUGGUCCCCGUGGCUGCUCUCUUUACGCCGCUGAAGGAGCGGCCCGAUCUGCCCCCCAUUCAGUACGAGCCGGUGCUGUGCAGCCGCGCCACCUGCCGGGCCGUGCUCAAUCCUUUGUGCCAAGUGGAUUACAGGGCAAAACUCUGGGCCUGCAAUUUCUGCUAUCAGAGAAAUCAGUUCCCUCCUACAUAUGCUGGGAUAUCUGAGAUGAAUCAGCCGGCUGAGCUCCUUCCUCAAUUCUCUACUAUUGAAUAUGUGGUGCAGAGGGGUCCCCAGAUGCCCCUGAUUUUCCUCUAUGUGGUUGACACCUGCAUGGAAGAUGAGGACCUGCAGGCCCUGAAGGAGUCCCUGCAGAUGUCCCUCAGCCUGCUGCCCCCCACUGCCCUGGUGGGCCUCAUCACCUUUGGCCGUAUGAUCCAGGUCCACGAGCUGGGCUGUGAGGGCAUCUCCAAGAGCUAUGUCUUCAGGGGAACCAAAGACCUCAGUGCUAAGCAGCUACAGGAAAUGAUUGGCCUCUCAGUAGUGUACAGGACUCAUUACACAGGAGGCCUCUAAUCUGUGAUUGUGUCUGGCAGGUUUCUGCAGCCAGUGCAGAAGAUUGACAUGAACCUGACUGACCUCCUUGGGGAGCUCCAGCGGGACCCCUGGCCUGUUACCCAGGGCAAAAGGCCGCUGAGAUCCCUAGGAGUGGCUCUGUCAAUAGCUGUAGGCUUGCUGGAGUGCACCUUCCCGAACACUGGGGCUCGUAUUAUGACUUUCAUUGGUGGGCCGGCCACCCAGGGCCCUGGCAUGGUGGUGGGGGAUGAGCUGAAGAGCCCCAUCCGCUCCUGGCAUGACAUCGAGAAGGACAAUGCCAAGUUCGUGAAGAAGGCCACCAAACACUACGAGGCCCUGGCGACACGUGCCUCCACCAAUGGCCACAUCAUUGACAUCUACGCCUGUGCGCUGGACCAGACCGGCCUGCUGGAGAUGAAGUGCUGCGCCAAUCACACAGGAGGUUAUAUGGUCAUGGCAGAUUCCUUCAAUACAUCCUUGUUCAAGCAGACCUUCCAAAGGGUUUUUACCAAAGAUGUUCAAGGGUCUUUCAAGAUGGCCUUUGCUGGCACCCUUGAGAUAAAGACAUCCAGAGAAAUCAAGGUAUCGGGAGCCAUCGGUCCCUGCGUCUCCCUGAAUGCCAAGGGGCCCUGUGUCUCAGAGAACGAAAUCGGAACAGGAGGGACCUGUCAGUGGAAGAUCUGUGGACUGGACCAGAGCUCCACGUUGGCACUCUACUUUGAGGUAGUCAAUCAGCACAACGCGCCCAUUCCCCAGGGUGGUCGUGGGGCAGUCCAGUUCGUAACCCAAUACCAGCACUCAAGUGGCCAGAGGCGCAUCCGUGUCACCACCAUCGCCCGGAACUGGGCCGACGCGCAGACGCAGAUCCAGAGCAUCGCCGCCUCCUUCGACCAGGAGGCCUCGGCCAUCUUGAUGGCUCGCUUGGCCGUGUACCGGGCUGAGACUGAGGAGGGGCCCGAUGUCCUGCGUUGGCUGGACCGCCAGCUUAUCCGCCUGUGCCAGAAGUUUGGAGAUUACCAUAAGGAUGACCCCAAUUCUUUCCGGUUCUCUGAAACUUUCUCCCUUUACCCACAGUUCAUGUUCCACCUGAGAAGGUCGCCCUUCCUGCAAGUGUUCAACAACAGCCCGGACGAGAGCUCCUACUACCGGCACCACUUCAUGCGGCAGGACCUGACCCAGUCCCUCAUAAUGAUACAGCCCAUACUCUACGCCUACUCCUUCAACGGCCCCCCUGAGCCCGUCCUCCUAGACAGCAGCAGUAUCCUGCCUGAUCGCAUCCUCCUCAUGGAUACCUUCUUUCAGAUUCUCAUCUACCACGGAGAGACAGUGGCUCAGUGGAGGAAGGCCGGGUACCAGGAGAUGGCAGAGUACGAGAACUUCCGGCACCUGCUGCAGGCCCCGGUGGAUGACGCACAGGAGAUCCUGCACAGCCGCUUCCCCAUGCCGCGCUACAUCGAUACAGAGCAUGGCGGCAGCCAGGCUCGUUUCCUGUUGUCGAAAGUAAACCCCUCCCAAACCCACAACAACAUGUAUGCAUGGGGGCAGGAGUCGGGCGCGCCAAUCCUGACAGAUGAUGUGAGUCUGCAGGUGUUCAUGGACCACCUGAAGAAGCUAGCCGUGUCCAGCGCUGCCUGAAGAUGUGAGAGAUGCUUAUACUCGCAGUACUUCAUAGCAGCACGCCCCUCUGCACGCCCACCAACACUGGCUAGUGUCUUCAGUGCCCCUGUGAGAAAAGGCUACAUGGACUGCAGACAAACAAGACCAACUGCAAAGAGGAAAAAAUACCUUCUUGUCUUUUGAGCAUAGCAACAAUGUACAGAUUUAGGACCAUUAUACCUCAGAUUAUUUGAUUCAAAAAGUAAUUUAAUACAUGGCAGUGUGAUGGGCUGGGAUGAGUCUCAAACACUACAUUUUUUCCUUCUUCAAAACCGGCAUCACACUGAAGUGGAGUUGUGUUUAUUGUUCUGGAUGUAGUAUUCUUAUGCCAAUAUUGAUCUGCCUAGCUAAGAAUUCAGCAGUCAGUCUCCAUAGCCCAGGAGUUCAGGCAGGAUGCAAGACUGAAUCAUACCUUUAAUUAAAAAAAAAAGUGAGCUUCUGAAUUGUUUGCUGUACCAGACCUGGAGACUGUCAUACCCCUUAGGCUAAGAUGUGUGAUAAUUGUUUCGCUACUCUGCUCCUAGUGAGUCUUACAGCAAUGUUUGUCUCCAGUAGUUCCAGUGGGGAUUCAAGCCAGUGCUUCUCAUUGCAGACUUGCACGGAAUGACAGCUGCCUUUGUCUAUGCUAUUUCUGCCUUGUUUGUAACAGUAUUAGCUCUGGUCUUUCUAAUAAAAACAAACCUGUCAUACCACCAA
Paramormyrops kingsleyae is the source of this 3270-nucleotide messenger RNA. The record is from RefSeq and is a predicted model, not a curated record. NCBI's taxonomy places the organism in Eukaryota, Metazoa, Chordata, Actinopteri, Osteoglossiformes, Mormyridae.